AUGAGUUUCCUAAUAGACUCCAGCAUCAUGAUCACCUCCCAGAUACUUUUCUUCGGAUUUGGGUGGCUUUUCUUCAUGCGCCAACUGUUUAAGGACUACGAGGUACGUCAGUAUGUCGUGCAGGUGAUCUUCUCCGUGACUUUUGCGUUUUCUUGCACCAUGUUUGAGCUCAUCAUCUUUGAGAUCUUAGGAGUGCUGAACAGCAGCUCCCGCUACUUCCACUGGAAGCUGAACCUGUGCGUCAUUCUGCUGAUCCUGGUCUUCCUGGUGCCUUUCUACAUCGGCUACUUCAUUGUGAGCAACAUCCGCCUGUUGCACAAACAGCGGCUGCUUUUCUCCUGCCUCUUAUGGCUGACUUUUAUGUAUUUCUUCUGGAAACUAGGAGAUCCAUUUCCCAUUCUCAGCCCAAAACACGGGAUCUUGUCCAUAGAACAGCUCAUCAGCCGCGUGGGUGUGAUCGGUGUGACUCUCAUGGCUCUUCUUUCUGGAUUCGGUGCUGUCAACUGCCCGUACACUUACAUGUCCUACUUCCUCAGGAAUGUGACGGACGUCGACAUCCUAGCCCUGGAGCGGCGACUGCUCCAAACCAUGGACAUGAUCAUCAGCAAAAAGAAAAGGAUGGCAAUGACUCGGAGAACCAUGUUCCAGAAGGGGGAGGUGCAUAACAAGCCGUCGGGAUUCUGGGGGAUGAUAAAGAGCAUCACCACUUCCGCUCCAGGAAGCGAGAAUCUUAACCUUAUUCAGCAGGAAGUGGAUGCUUUGGAAGAACUAAGCAGGCAGCUUUUUCUGGAAACAGCUGAUCUACAUGCUACCAAGGAGAGAAUAGAAUACUCCAAAACUUUCAAGGGGAAAUAUUUUAAUUUUCUGGGUUACUUUUUCUCUAUUUACUGUGUUUGGAAAAUCUUCAUGGCGACCAUUAAUAUCGUUUUUGACCGAGUGGGGAAGACGGACCCUGUCACAAGAGGCAUUGAGAUCACUGUGAAUUACCUGGGAAUCCAAUUUGACGUGAAGUUCUGGUCCCAACACAUUUCCUUCAUUCUGGUUGGAAUAAUCAUUGUCACAUCCAUCAGAGGACUGCUGAUCACUCUUACCAAGUUCUUCUACGCCAUCUCCAGCAGCAAGUCCUCCAACGUCAUCGUCCUGCUGUUAGCGCAGAUCAUGGGCAUGUACUUCGUGUCCUCGGUGCUGCUGAUCCGGAUGAGCAUGCCGCUGGAGUACCGCACCAUCGUCACCCAAGUGCUGGGGGAGCUGCAGUUCAGCUUCUACCACCGCUGGUUCGACGUCAUCUUCCUGGUCAGCGCGCUCUCCAGCAUCCUGUUCCUCUACCUGGCGCACAAGCAGGCGCCCGAGAAGCACAUGACGCCGUGA
Pipistrellus nathusii (Nathusius's pipistrelle) is the source of this 1368-nucleotide messenger RNA. The record is from the annotation of a GenBank genome assembly. NCBI's taxonomy places the organism in Eukaryota, Metazoa, Chordata, Mammalia, Chiroptera, Vespertilionidae.